AUGGUCUUGCACUUCCUUUCGGUUGCGUCCACUUCAAACCAGAAAGUUACAAUCAUUACGAGCAAAUAUACAGAGACCAAUUACAAGCUUGUCUGCUCGAAAGCUGGAAUUCGUUGGGUCCCGUCUCAAAUCAAUUUUUUGGAGAUUCUUCAACCUUUUGGAUCUUUCGAUGUUGACGUCAAGCAAACGAUGGACGAUCUUAUUGAGAAAAUUUCCGGACAUGGCUCUUCUGUUAUCCUUUUCGAUGAUGUGUCACUCUUCGAGCAGCUUGGAACAAAACCUGUCGAAGUUGUUAUUUUUCUUCAUAAGAUCUAUUCUCAUCUGAAAAAGGCAAAAGCAGAGUCAUCUGUUUUGUUCGCUCCGUUCUCAAUUUGUUCUACCGCUUCAACCCUUCUUCAAAACCGAUGCCGUGUUUUUGUUCAAAUGACACCUGUUGGACACGGAUUCGGAAAAGAUGCUUCAUCAAAGGCAGUUUUCACUAUCCGAUCACAAUCAGGUCCAACUACCAAAAAGGGAAUUCUUCUCUCCGGUGAACGAACGAUCAAUGGAUCAUGGGUUUCUGUAGAGUAA
Caenorhabditis briggsae is the source of this 570-nucleotide messenger RNA. The transcript has 4 exons. The record is from RefSeq and is a predicted model, not a curated record. Bases 1 to 570 code for a protein of 189 amino acids. Lineage: Eukaryota; Metazoa; Nematoda; Chromadorea; Rhabditida; Rhabditidae.